This is a messenger RNA of Rotaria socialis, 1305 nucleotides long. NCBI's taxonomy places the organism in Eukaryota, Metazoa, Rotifera, Eurotatoria, Philodinida, Philodinidae. The record is from the annotation of a GenBank genome assembly.
AUGCACUAUUUCAAAAGUAAUGGACCAUUACAGACGACCAACACUAGAAGUCUUUUGAUUCUUUUUGCGUUCGUCGUGGUUUUUGCACUUGGUUAUCUUCUCGGUUCAGGUUUGAGUGAUUCAAAGAAUAAAAUUCAUCUUCUAUUUUCGUCAAACAUACAAUUAAACCAAAACUUAUCGCGAAAACCUCAACAAUCGAUAAAUCCACGUUAUCCUGGAUAUAAUCUCACGCACCUCUGGUCAAUGCGUUUAGCUGAUGAAAAUUAUUUUCGUCUAGCAAAGCUUCUACCUUGCCGUACUGUAGAGUAUUCUGGUGGACCGAAAAUUGAUAAAAUUGAUACAUGUAAUCAUUCAGCAGAAAAUGAAUAUUCGAUACAAAAUACACUAGAAGCGCAAUCUUGGCUUUACAAACAUCAGCAUCCGAUAAACUGUACGGAUAAACGUUUCGCUAUUAUUCAAAAUUAUGCUUGGUCCGGUUUUGGAUCCACUGUUCAUCAAAUUGUAUGGGCAUUUGGUAUGGCAUUAGCAGAUAAUAGAAUUGCUGUGUAUCAAGUUCCAGGAAAUUGGCUGUAUGGAUCUUGUACAUCAAGUACUCCAGAUUGUGUUUUUCUUCCCAUAACUAAUUGUUCAAUUCCAUCUAAAGGCGCUGCUACUCAAAUAAUUCAAAUUAAUGCUAAUCGAGGUCAUUGGCCUACACCUAUUCUGCCAUUUAUAUUUCAAAAUCGAACUUUUAAUUGGUAUCGCACCCAAUUAUUAUUUUAUUUAAUGCGAUUUAAACCUGAAACAUUAACUCAUAUACAGAAUGUCAUAUCACAACAGUUUACGCCACCCUCAAUUGAUCUUCAUCAUCCAUAUAUUGCUUUAUAUGUGCGUCGAUCAGAUAAAGUUCGAAAUCGAGAAAUGUCUCAAGCGUAUGCAUUAAAACAAUAUUUUGAUUUAUUUGAUGCAGAUGCUCGCCGAGCGAAUAUAUCGACAGUUUAUAUAAAUUCAGAAGAUGAACAAGUAUUUAAUGAAUUUAUUCAAAUCAAUAAAGAAAAACAAGGUUAUUAUAAAUUAAUAAGUAUAAAACUGCAACGAAAUGUUGUCUUUGCAUCAUUAGUUCAUAUGGGAAGUGAACCACGGGGGAAAAUUGUAUUAGAAUUUCUUACUGAUUUAUUUAUUGAAGCAAAUGCAGAUUUACAUGCUGGUACAUUAACAUCGAAUUGGUGUCGAUUGGUUGAUGAAUUACGACUAGUAUUGGGAAAAACAAUACCUUUCUAUACACCUGAAAAUAGAUAUUUGAUGGAUAUGCGACGACGAAAAUGA